AUGCGUCCCUUCCUUCCAGGCUUGGCUCUCAGCCUGCUGCUAACUCUGGCGUUGGGCCAGCCACUCCAAUUUCAAGAACGCGUCUUUCUCCAGUUUCUGGGCCUACGCAAGGUGCCCUCACCACAGAAGUUGCAGCCGGUGCCUUUUAUCUUGAGGAAAAUCUUUCAGGAUCAAGAGGCGACAGCAGCCGCUGGGGUGUCCCAAGACUUAUGCUACGUGAAGGAGCUGGGUGUCCGCGGGAACGUGCUCCGACUUCUCCCAGACCAAGGUUUCUUCCUUUGUUCUAAGAAACGUUCCCAAACCUCCUCCUGCCUACAGAAGCUCCUCUCCUUUAACCUGUCUGCCAUCAAGGAAAAGGACCAGCUAACAAUGGCCCAGCUGGGCCUGGACUUGGGGCCCAGCACUUACUAUGACCUGGGACCGGACCUGGAACUGGCUCUGUCUCUGGUUCAGAAGCCCUCUGUGCGGGGCAAGUCCAUCCCUAAGCCGGGUAAACUCUUUGCUCUGCAGUCGGUGCCACAGCCUCGAGGUGCCCUUCACUUCAACGUCCUGGAGGUGGCUCGGGACUGGUACAUCAACCCCCAGAAGAAUUUGGGCUUGUUCCUGGAGAUACUUGUCAAAGGCGACAGAGACAUUGAGGUGAAUUUCCAGCUUGAGGACACCUGUGCCAGGCUGAGACGUUCCCUUCAUGCUUCCCUGCUGGUGGUCACCCUCAACCCUGAGCAGUGCCACCCUUCUUCCCGGAAAAGGAGGGCAGCUGUCCCUGCCCCUGAGGCCUCUUGCGGGAACUUCUGCCAUCGUCAUCAGCUAUUCAUCAACUUCCGGGACCUGGGUUGGCACAAGUGGAUCAUUGCCCCAAAGGGGUUCAUGGCAAAUUACUGCCAUGGAGAGUGUCCUUUCUCACUGACCACCUCUCUAAACAGCUCCAAUUAUGCUUUCAUGCAAGCUCUGAUGAAUGCAGUUGACCCAGAGAUCCCUCAAGCUGUCUGUAUCCCCACCAAGCUGUCCCCCAUUUCCAUGCUCUAUCAGGACAACGAUGACAAUGUCAUUCUAAGACAUUAUGAGGAUAUGGUGGUUGAUGAGUGUGGGUGUGGGUAGGCUACUGGAGAUGAGAAUAGAAGUGUCCUUAGAGUAGAGCUUCUAAUAAAACUACCUAUUUGUUUUAGGACCUCUUGGACCUGAAAUGUCAAAAUGUCAAUUUACUUAUAUUCAGAGUUUGUCUUGAAAUAUCCAGGCUUGAGAAUACUAUGAUUAAUGAUACCCAUAAUUAAACACAUACACAUACACACAACACACAUUUUGGAGCCCAAAUGAUCUUGGUGGAUUUCUGCUCUAACCUACUCAUUAUGCACAUGACAAUAUAUUAGACUCUAAAUAGAAGGAAACUGGCAUUUACUGAUGACUUAUUAUGGACCAGGGAUUAUUCUACGUGUUACUUUACAAACAUUAUUUCACUGCUCUUUGAGAUAAGUUAUUAUUUACACUAUACAGAUGAAGAGACUGAGGUUCCAAGAAGCUAAAUAACUAAUUUUCCUAAGGUCACGAGCUGUCCCUACUCAUCUAUUGACGGUGUUACUAAAAAAAAAAAAAAAAAACAUUUUGAGGAAUAUGAAGAAUAGAGAAAAAUAUACCAAAAUAAUAGACAAUACUAUACUUUUCUACAUUUCCUCCUUAUCUUUUAUUGAUAAUAUAUAAUUUCUAGUAGUGUAUUCUCACAACACAUAAUUUUGAGUCUUCUUUUCAUUUAACAUUACAUCAUUGAAAUUUUUUUCAAGUCACCAACCUCUACAUAGUUAAUGGCUGUACUAGACACCACUGUUUAGGUUAUACCAUAAUUUCCUUAAAAGAAUGUUUAUCAUUGGGCAAUUAUGUUGUGUGCAGUUUUUCAUGAUGGAAUAGUGUUGUAAUAACUCUUCAUUCAUAUAUUGUUGCCGAUAUUUUGUUCCUACUCCUUUAAAAAAAAUUCAGGCAUGAAAUUACAGAAGUCAGAGGAAUAAAUUGCCUCUUCUGUAAUUAAUACAAGAUAUGUUGGCAUUAAAAUAAGCAGAUACAUUAUGCGGUAGAAUGCAAAAUUAACAUAUAAAACUCUAGACUUGGUAGGAUGCUUUGGGUUUUACCUGGAGGUAUAAGAGUUCACAUACUUCUGUUAGCAGAACUAAAGUGGAAAAGUUGUUGAUCACUGCUCUAUUUAGUCCCUUUUCUAACUCCAGUUGUCAGUACCUCAAAGUCAAACUCAUCAGUCUCAUCUGGAUUAUUGUUACAACUUUUAACCUGAUCAUUUGUUUUUGUUUUUUUAAUGAAGGUUAUUGUAAUUUAACUACAUUACAAAUACAUGUGAACACCCCUGCAUCACCCUCCCAGUCUCUUUCCCCAUAGUCUCAAUGAAGCCACCAUCCAGAAUUUGUUGUGUCUUUCCCAUUCAUUUCUUUAUAAUUUUACUACAUAUGCUUGUAUCUAUAAACAGUAUAGUGUUCCACAAUUACAUAAACUUUGUAUAAA
Molecule: messenger RNA, 2499 nt
Organism: Choloepus didactylus (southern two-toed sloth)
Lineage: Eukaryota; Metazoa; Chordata; Mammalia; Pilosa; Megalonychidae
Gene: GDF3
Product: growth differentiation factor 3
Exons: 2
Coding region: 1-1098 (365 amino acids)
Biological process (GO): BMP signaling pathway; SMAD protein signal transduction
Cellular component (GO): extracellular region
Molecular function (GO): cytokine activity; growth factor activity
Source: RefSeq, a predicted model, not a curated record